This is a messenger RNA of Diatraea saccharalis (sugarcane borer), 942 nucleotides long. NCBI's taxonomy places the organism in Eukaryota, Metazoa, Arthropoda, Insecta, Lepidoptera, Crambidae. The record is from the annotation of a GenBank genome assembly.
AGUAAAACAUAAGUUACAUUUUUCUUUGCAUAGUAUUUAAAAUUUCUUUGGACCACCGUAAAAGUGAACCAAAUUUUUUAUUAAACCGGUUCGUUUUGGUACUUAAAAGAAAACAAAUAAUUGUGAUUGAAAUUAAGUACAUGAAAUGGCGAAUUCUAUGUUUGAUAUAUUCGGCGAUCACCUAGUGAGACAUGGUUUGAAAAAUGUCUCUCGCCAGCCGCUAUCCAACAAUGAAAAUAUAGGCAAAGUUCUGACUGGAUCGACUGAACCUCUAAAGAAAGGUGGUGGUGAAACGAAAAAGAAGUCCUUCCUCGCGAACACAGGAAAAGCUUUACAAGGUACUCCCUUAAGACAAGUGUUUACGCCACGAGCAGUGAAUGUAGGUGCCCUCAUCUACAAAGAUCCAGAUACAAAUGAUAAAGAAAUUGAUAAUGAAAAAUUUGAAUUUACUAAGCCGACAUAUCAAUAUGAUAAUUUCUCAAAAGACAUGCAUGACUUCUUGGCUUUACCUUUGCCAGAGAUAGCCGAAGAUAUAUCUCCUCCCAACACACCGCCACCUUUAAUCAAGCACACAAUAUCAAUGGAAUUUGAAGAUUCAUAUGAGGAUGAUUUUUUUACUGAUGACUUUUCCAAUGAGUGCAUUCAAGAUGAUGACCUGGGAUUACCUGAUAUUUAUUGAUUACCAUUAUAAAUUAAAUGUCUUACAUUUCAUAUAAGUAAUUUAACUAUUUGUGACUUGAGGAAAUCAAUAAUUGCCUAAUUUAUAUUCAUUUCAUAUAAUGUUACAAUUCUGUCAAUGAUUUAUUGUAAAAUUAAUUGGAAAUUCAUUGUUUUCUUUAUGAUUAAAGUAUAUAAGGUUACUAAUUUUUCAUCUGCCUCUUUAUAUAUUACUUAAGAUAGUUUUGCUUGUUAUAUUUUUCUAAAUAAAACCACUGCAAUUAU